Molecule: messenger RNA, 4994 nt
Organism: Corvus hawaiiensis (hawaiian crow)
Lineage: Eukaryota; Metazoa; Chordata; Aves; Passeriformes; Corvidae
Gene: ST8SIA3
Product: ST8 alpha-N-acetyl-neuraminide alpha-2,8-sialyltransferase 3
Exons: 4
Coding region: 52-1194 (380 amino acids)
Biological process (GO): oligosaccharide metabolic process; N-glycan processing
Molecular function (GO): alpha-N-acetylneuraminate alpha-2,8-sialyltransferase activity
Source: RefSeq, a predicted model, not a curated record
UGUAGCGGCGCGGCCGCCCCGCACCCGCCCAGCCGCGGGGCCGCCUCCGGCAUGCGGAGCUGCAAGAUGGUGCGGGUGGCCAGCGUGCUGGGGCUCGUCAUGCUCAGCGUGGCGCUGCUCAUCCUGUCCCUCAUCAGCUACGUCUCGCUCAAGAAGGACAACAUCUUCGGGGCGCCCCGCGCCGCCGGCGCCGCCGGGCCCCGCAUGUACAUGUUCCACGCGGGAUUCAGGUCCCAGUUUGCGCUGAAGUUCCUGGACCCCUCGUUCGUCCCCAUCACCAACUCCCUGGGCCAGGAGCUGCAGGACAAGCCCUCCAAGUGGGCCUUCAACCGGAGCGCCUUCGCCCACCAGAGGCAAGAAAUCCUUCAGCAUGUUGACGUCAUCAAAAACUUUUCUCUGACCAAGAGCAGCGUUCGGAUCGGGCAGCUGAUGCACUACGAUUAUUCCAGCCAUAAGUACGUUUUCUCCAUCAGCAAUAACUUCAGGUCUCUGCUCCCUGAUGUGUCUCCCAUCCUGAACAAGCACUACAACAUCUGCGCUGUGGUCGGCAACAGUGGGAUCCUGACCGGGAGCCAGUGCGGGCAGGAAAUUGAUAAAUCAGAUUUUGUCUUUCGGUGCAAUUUUGCUCCAACCGAGGCUUUCCAGAAAGAUGUUGGAAAGAAAACCAACCUUACCACCUUCAACCCCAGCAUCCUGGAGAAGUAUUACAACAACCUCUUGACCAUUCAGGAUCGCAACAACUUCUUUUUAAGUUUGAAAAAGCUUGAUGGGGCCAUUCUUUGGAUCCCUGCUUUUUUCUUCCACACGUCAGCAACAGUCACGAGAACACUGGUUGACUUCUUCGUUGAGCACAGAGGGCAGCUAAAGGUCCAGUUGGCUUGGCCAGGAAAUAUCAUGCAGCAUGUUAACAGGUACUGGAGGAACAAGCACUUGUCCCCGAAGCGGCUGAGCACAGGUAUCCUCAUGUACACCCUGGCUUCGGCCAUAUGUGAUGAGAUCCACCUGUAUGGAUUCUGGCCCUUCGGCUUCGACCCCAACACGCGGGAGGACCUCCCGUACCACUACUAUGACAAGAAGGGAACCAAGUUCACGACCAAGUGGCAGGAGUCCCACCAGCUGCCUGCAGAGUUCCAGCUGCUCUACAGGAUGCACGGUGAAGGACUGGCCAAACUCACCUUGUCGCAUUGUGCCUAAGAACCUAAAUCUUGAAGUGCCAAAUGAUUGUCUAAAAAAGUGCCCAAAACCAAAUUAAACAUUCUUCAGAUAGAAUUCUAAAAAAGAAACAAACCCACCCUAAAGUCUUUUCCAUAAUUUAAAGAUGCUUUUUAGCCACUGCCCAUCCAAGGGUUUCAGCGUAUUUAGCAGUGCAGAAGCUUUUAUCACAUUCUGUAGAUGCGAUUUGUGCAGCUGCAAAGUUGAAACAUUUUGCAUUUCUAGAUAAGCCACUCAGUAUGUUUUAAUAUCUCUUCAUAUUUUAGCGUUCCACUAAGCGCCCUAAAUCUCUUCAUUUUAUUGUUCCUUCCCAUUAGAGCUAGAAAUGCUACUUUUAAAAGGUUUUGCUUCUUUUGUAUCUGUUGCUCUCAAUAGCUCAGCGUUGCCGUGGCCGAUGGAGGAAGCCACUCGGGAUUCCGGUGCAGCGUCACACGCAAGUUCCUCAGUGUGGAUCCUGAUUUCCACCGCUUGGGUAUUUUCGUAUUUACUGAAUUUUACAUUUUUUAAAGAAUAACAAGAAGAAGGUCACAAAGUGGCUCGUACCUUAGCUAGGUGUUUAUAUCACUCUUGGAAUACUUCAGUGUUUUAAUUCCAUUUGGGACAGAUCCUAGUCCAGACUAGACAGGCUGAAGCAUGUUCAUUCCCAUCCAUCUGAUACUGUUCUGUCAUUUGGUUUCAAAGUUAAACCACCAUGGUAAAUGGAAUUAGGCUUCUCUGGAGGCAUAUUGGGUGAGAAAAGCCCCAAACCCUGUCCCUCUGCUUGGGCAGGGACUGGCAGGAUGGGCAAAAAUGGAAGCCAGGAGCUGGGAUUUUUAAAACUGGUUUUUGUAGGGAAGUGAACAGAGCUGGAGUGCAGGGAAGAGGAAAUGCCAUUACCAGAUUUCCCCAUGUAUGUCUGUAACUCACCAGUCAGACAGCUGGAGUAGUGGUCCCAUUUUCCUGUCACCAACAGCACUCCAAGGCAGACAGGGCAGACGCUUCCUUGGCUGCUUGGGGACAGGACCAACAAUUGGGUCACUUCGAGUUGGGAAGUGUUGGCCAUUAUGUCUCAGGAUAAAGGACCCUGGGAAGUAACUGGGUUUCUUGUGAGUAUGCUGGCAGGUAUUCAACCAUUUUUUACUAUUCUGGGUAAGAACUGACCCCACAAUGAAAAAAGAUGCAAAAUCCAAUAUUUAAAAUGGCACAUGUUAGUUUUUCUCAGCUUCUUUACCUACAAGCCGACAUAGGAGAUGAGGAAGGAGAUCUCAAGCACAACACCCAACCUGAGCAGCCCGGGCAUGUCCUGGUGUCCACCGUGGCACCGCAGCUCUGCUGGCCCCCACAGCUGGGACAGUUCUCCCCCACGCCCCCGGGCGGAGAAAGAGCUGGUGGCUUUCUCCUUCAUUUGAAUUAUCCCACAGUUCCCAGCUUUGCUUUUCCAAAGGGCUGUGGCGAGGCUGGGAUCACCCCCCCGCUGCCCCCUGCCCAGGGCUGCACGUGGUGUGGUGGUGAUGUGCCAGUGCCGUGUGGUGCCGCAGGAGCUGUGCUCCAUGUUCUCAUCGGUGUCAUCGUGCGUGAGGGCCUGACCCCAGCAGCGGAGUUCGGCUGUGCCGGGCACAGACCCCGCGGAGCACAAGGACAGGCUGUCCCUGUCCCUCCCUGCUGCCUGUGUCCCCAGGGAAGGACUGAGUCCCCCCAGUGCCGGCAAGGGCUGUGGGAUCACAGCCUCCGGGAGCUGUGGGGCCGGCAGUGGCUGGGCAGCGCCGGUCCCAGCCAAGCCAGCAAGGACACUGCUCCAGGUGCUGGAGCACACAGAUUGUUCAGCCCCAAACCAGCAAUUGCACAGGGAAGGAAGAGCUCUGUACUGCUCGUUAAUGAAGUGUAGGAUUGAAUCAUUUCUGGUGUCAUUUCUGGUCACUGGGGUCCAUGGUAAAGAGGUGCCCAGCAACCCUAAUCCUAAUGGCAAAGAGUCCACCGGGGCAGAAGGGUCACUCUGAACCCUGGGUGACCCUUGUUGGCUUGUCUUAAUGCCAGACAUUUUUAUCAAGAGGCAUUUUACCAGUUUCCUGUAGGGACCCAUUAUUUCUCAUCAGCAAAUUAAAGAAAUGAGAACUAUUAUUAUAUUGGCAUGAAAGCAGGGAGCAAGGUGCUCCAUGCAGUUUCUGGAACCUCCCCUGGUCCUGGAGAGGGACAGAACGCCCUGUCAGUCCUGGGGACAGCCCUGGCAUCACCACCAGAACUUUCCAAAGGCACAAAGGGGCACCAAAUGCAGAGAAGGAAGCACAAAACUGACUGCAAAUAUUUGGAAAUGGGAAUACAGAAAAAUUAUUGACAGAGCGCCAUAUUACAUCAUUGAUUUUUAAGCAAAACUCCCCAUCGAUGCUCCAGACCCACACUGAACAUUUCAGAAUCAUUGAUUUUGAUGGGGAGUUCUGCCCCACGAUCGAUGGCACAGCACAGCCCAAAGUAAAUUGCUUCUUAGUAUCAAUAUUUUUUUGCCCGAGCUUGUGCGAGGUGGAAAACCAUCUCAAAGUGUGCAGCUUUUGUUUUGCCUGGUGGGGUCUGAGGGAGAGGUGAGGGCAGCAGGGGAUGGAGAAGGCAGUGGCUGAGGAGGAGAGGCUCUCUGGGGCUGCCUCUCUCUGGCAGAAAUGCCUUUGCAUUAAUAAGCAAAUAUCUUAAUUAUUUAUUUAAUUGUUAUUUGGAAGGUGCUGGGGACUGCCCUCCCUGCUCAGGACAGCCAGUGGCCCCUGCAUGCGGCAUCACCUCAGCUGGGCUCUUCCUUCCCUCUCUUUGGUCCCAAACCUUCCUGCAUGAAUUGCUGAUGGCUCGGGGAGAAUUUUCCCUCCCAUGACUGAAUGUCUAGACAAGCCAACAGAGCUAAUGCAGCGUGAUCAAUAACUGUAAGUACAAAACAUUUGAGGUUCCAAAAUCUAGAGAAGUCCUCUUGAGCAGCUCCCUCCAUUUGGAGACCCUGCUCAGCCCUGGGCAGCCAGGACAGUGUCCAGUGGCAGGCACAUCCCGCUCCAGCCCCUCUGCCAACAGGAUGGGUACCAAGGUGCUGGGGGUGUACAUAGGUUUGGGAAUACAUGUUUCCUUUUAUACAUCUUGGGUCUGUGUUUUUGUUGCUUGCAUCUCCUUGGUGAAUGGUAGCGAGGCAUGUGAAAACAGGCAUUUGGCUACCGGGUUUAAUUGUGAACUAAACCAAAAAGCAAGAGUUUUGUGGAACAGAACUAACUGUGAAUGGAGGCUGCAAAAACAGGGCAAAUAGGAAAAAGCAGGUUUUCUGUAAAAGAAUGUGUCUUUAUUCCAAUGGCUCUACAGUUCAAUGCCUGAUGGAGUUGUUUUCAAUAAGAAAAGAUAAACGUUUUAAAAAAAAAGAAAAAAAAAUGCCAUAAUUGUAAUAAAGGCUUCAUUAUUACGGGCCAUACUUAAAAGCAUUGUUUAUUUUUCAAUGGCUGAUGUUCAUAAAAGGCCAGGGCAAGUCUCAGGUGAGCGGCAAAGGCACCCGUGGUGGGAAGGACGCUGCAAGUGGAGCUGCUCCAGCCUCACGAGCAUGGAGAGCCUUGGGACUGGGCCUGGGGGCUGGGACCAGGCUGUGUGUGUUCCCAGCCCGGGGCUGGGGACAGGCUGCACAGCACAUCAUGCCCUGGCUCCCCUCAUGACCGUGCCGCGUUCUCGUCGUGAGCAUCCGGAGCUCGGGAGCUCUCAGUGUGAUCCCGCGGUGUGAUGUGCCUGCAGCAUUGACUCAUGUGCCAUAACCCGAUAUUGAAUGCAUUGUUUUUAAAUAAAAUGGUUUCUUGUGC